Molecule: messenger RNA, 1950 nt
Organism: Lachancea lanzarotensis
Lineage: Eukaryota; Fungi; Ascomycota; Saccharomycetes; Saccharomycetales; Saccharomycetaceae
Gene: AQY3
Product: LALA0S02e06062g1_1
Exons: 1
Coding region: 1-1950 (649 amino acids)
Biological process (GO): water transport; glycerol transmembrane transport
Cellular component (GO): plasma membrane
Molecular function (GO): glycerol channel activity; water channel activity
Source: RefSeq, a predicted model, not a curated record
AUGGUAGAAACGUCAGCUAGACCAUCGCUGUCGUCUUCAUCUUCUAGUUCCUCUGGAUCUCAGAACUCGCUUGAAAUCACAGCAGCACCCAGCGGAGGAAGACCUAAAGAACCAGCGAGAAACGAGCCAAAUGCGGGCACCAAGAGUUCUGGACAGGUGAAAUGGAAGGGAAAUGUGAAAAAUCCACAAGCUACUGCAGCUGGUGCCAAACGUUCCAGGUUGGCAGCCGAAAACUCGUUGGGAGGGUUCUCAAAGGGCAAAUUAGCACCAUUGACGCCGUUUUCUAACGAAAAUACAACUGGCCCGGAAGCAGACGACAGGUAUGCGAAUGCGUCGUCAUCGUUCCCCCACACGUCAAGGCCGAUGGGGUUCACAUACUCGUCUCCCAACCUGAAGGGCAUGUAUGAAAUGGCUUCCAACUACGAACAGGCCCGUUUGCGAAAUUACUACCACCAAACGUUCGGGGACCGUUCGUCGCAGUUUGUGGACCCCAUGUACCAACAGCUCAACCCAAGGUUCAGAGGGUCUCAAAACAAGCCGGUAUGGAGCUUGAACCAGCCGUUACCACACGUUUUAAACCCUUCUUUGGCUCGCAAAAUCAGCAGAAACAUGGAAGCUCACUCACAGAACUCGUCACAACCGGAAUCCAGAGCUGGGUCCAAACCAACGACGCCUGGACCUUCCCACUCGGGAUCUCUGGCUUCUAUUAGUGACUGGAGAAAAGCCUUUCAAAGAGUAAGCUCCAGUCGUAAACUCGACGAUAUAGAGGCCCAGUUACCGGGCUCAACUGCAGCUGUUCAACGUCCAGCAUCGUCCAAACCUGAUCCAGAGAAACCCUCAAACUCUCAUGUUGAAGAGAAAUCUACUGGAGUCCGGAGAAACCAUGCAAAUGCAAGAUUCACACUGAAUUCCGAUAGUUAUCCCAACUCUAUCGCAGGAGAUGACCCCACCCUGGCAAACAACUCCAACACCGCCAGUCCGCCUGAAAUUCCAAAGGUUUCCCCACCGCCGCCCGUUGUGGCCACUGCGGACGACGAAUCUGAUACACUUACUUUUCCUAACUUUUGGGCCAAAAUAAGGUACCAUUUGCGUGAACCAUUUGCUGAAUUUUUGGGGACUCUUAUCCUAGUUAUUUUCGGUGUUGGUGGUAACCUUCAAGCCACUGUCACCAAAGGCGCCGGUGGCUCUUACGAAUCUUUAUCGUUUGCAUGGGGGUUUGGGUGCAUGUUAGGUGUUUAUGUUGCUGGUGGUGUGAGUGGUGGUCAUGUCAAUCCAGCUGUUACCAUAUCAAUGGCCAUUUUUCGCAAGUUCCCGUGGAAAAAAGUGCCAGUUUACAUUUUUGCUCAGAUUGUGGGGGCCUUCUUUGGUGGUGCUAUGGCAUAUGGAUAUUUCUGGAGUUCUAUUACAGAAUUUGAAGGCGGCCCUCAUAUCAGGACUGCAGCCUCGGGUGCCUGUCUAUUCACCAAUCCUAAGCCUUACGUUACUUGGCGAAACGCUUUUUUCGAUGAAUUCAUUGGUGCGUCCAUACUGGUUGGGUGUCUAAUGGCACUGCUUGAUGAUAGUAACGCUCCCCCAACUAGUGGUAUGACCGCUUUGAUUGUCGGCUUUCUCGUGGCAGCCAUCGGUAUGGCAUUGGGAUUUCAAACAAGUUUCACCAUUAAUCCUGCAAGAGAUCUUGGGCCACGUAUAUUUGCGUCUAUGAUCGGUUAUGGUCCUCACGCAUUCCACCUUACCCAUUGGUGGUGGACUUGGGGUACCUGGGGCGGACCCAUUGCAGGUGGCAUCGCGGGAGCACUCAUGUACGAUAUUUUCAUCUUUACUGGGUGUGAGUCGCCCAUAAACUAUCCCGACAACGGUUACAUUGAGCAUCGUGUGAAGAAGAUUAUGCAGACUGAAAUGCACUUGCAUCGAGCACAUGCCGAAGAGGAUUCAUCGGACAAACAAGGCUGA